Spirodela intermedia is the source of this 231-nucleotide messenger RNA. The record is from the annotation of a GenBank genome assembly. Lineage: Eukaryota; Viridiplantae; Streptophyta; Magnoliopsida; Alismatales; Araceae.
AUGCUCGCAUCGGAGUUCAGCGCCACCGGGUGGACCUCGUCGGCGAGCUCCGCGAAGAGCGGGCUGAAUCUGAGCAGGAACGGCUCCCGGCAGGUCGUUCCCUCCGGGCAGAUCACGACGUCUCCGCGGCGGAGCUCCGCGGCGAUCAUGGCCUUGUCUUCUUCCCUGAUCCUCUUGAGCAUGACGGUCCUGAUCGGGGAGAGCAUCUGGGAGAGGGCAGAGACGCCGUAG